GGAGCAAAGGUUUUUGGUGGAUGGAUCGUGGUGUGCGUCUCAUCGUGGAAAAGGACUUUUUCAGUGACGUCAUACAGUUCCAAGCCGGGGGACAAACCCAAAAAAGUGAGAUGUCCACGGACCCAGGCGGAACCAAACCCAGUGAAAACCAGCCGAAAGCAAAGGCGAGCGACAGCAACCAACAGCAAAGAUGUGACUGUCAUUCGUAACCAUCAUACCCCAGCCACAUUUCCAAUACAAAGUUGCUCGACUUGUCACUUCUCACACUCUUCGAUUCAAAGAACAGCGAUGAAAUCCCUUUCAUCCCAAGCUUUCAUUCUGUACUUGGCUUUGUUGCCUUCACAGUGUCAGAGCCGAGCCGUUGGCGGAGUUAUUCCUCCACACGCGUUGCCUGGCCACAGCAAUACACCGGCCCCUGCUGCCAAUGUUACUAAUACAACAGCAGCAGAGGCAAUACCCAUUGUCGUGUACAAAACGCAACAAGAGAUUGAUGAAGUGUGCCUGCCUUUUUACUUUGAUCUGUGCGAAGCGGCUUGCCAAGGAAGCGAGUGCUGUUUCAAUGUGGACGGCAACGGAUGCGACGAUGAUUUCCCCUGCGAGGAUUACAGUGCAUGUGAGCCGGUGCUCUAUACUCCACGAAUCGACGAAACCACCGAUCCAGCCCUUGUGGCGGCUUGCCCCGAUUCUCUGUCGCUGGAUACAACUACUGCAGAUGAAAAGAAUGGAUGUCUUGUCGCUUGUGGGGACUCGGGAUGCUGCUUUGGGAAAAGCUUAGAACGUGUCUGUGGAAGUUCCGAGCCGGGAGUUGACUGUAGUCGCUGGAAGGCUUGUACCAUCACUCGAGGAUUCUAGUUACAUAGCAAAGAUGACGGUAGAUGGAGAGGAGACCCAUGACCAAAAGAGUGGUAGAAUAGAAGCUGCAAUAAC
Molecule: messenger RNA, 927 nt
Organism: Seminavis robusta
Lineage: Eukaryota; Bacillariophyta; Bacillariophyceae; Naviculales; Naviculaceae
Source: the annotation of a GenBank genome assembly